UAUUCACUAGGCUAACUUAUCCCCGGACUCGUAAUAGAACUGAACUAAAGAAAAUCGAAAUAAAAUUAUGGCCUAACUAACCCUAACCUGAUACACAUACUACGGGAGUACCCAAUAAUGAUUGAUAUCGUAAAUCAAGACUUCUAGUUGACACCGAGUAAAAAAAGCUUGGAUGAACAGACUUUAUUAUAAAAUAUGUAAUAUAUGCAUUUAAGGAUUUGAGAAAUAUUUACCGAACUAGGAGUCAGCUCUUGAGUUUUGGAACAACUGCAUGCAGGCUUUCUAAUUUUAAAAUAGUGAUUCUUCCUGUUACAAUAAUGCAUCUGAGUAAUAUUCGUUGAAACUGUUGGCCACAUAUGCAAAUAACUCGAGGCUGCAUGAAGGUUCAAAUUUUCUUCAACAAAGAGGCGACUAUUAGUUAGAUAAUAAUAUGUCGAAUGUCGAUAAUACUGUUUUUUUUUUCUUCAUUUAUUCACCCCUAAUAGAAAAGAGGGCAAAUUGAAAGUUUUAUUAUAAGUUUGUUCAAUGCCACGGUAUGCGGUUUUUUUCUGAAAGCAAACAUAUUAUUGAUAACAAAAUUGAAGGCAGCCAUUAACAUACUAAGAACUGACCAGCUCGUACCACAUAGUUACCUGUAGAUGGAAUAUAAGAAACUAUCGUAACGUCGGUUUGUCCUGUUUCAUUUUUAUAAUGUGAUAAUUGCUUAUGAUGUAAUACUUUUUAAAUUGUUUUUCAGAUUUUGGACUGUGGUCUUAUUGCUUUAUCACAGUAUAUCUUACUUGAUCCAAUUCUACUUUUCUUCUUGGCUGCUUCACUGUUUUGCAACACAAAGUAUUCUAUGGAAAAAAGAACUAAAUUUGGAAGUGUGUUUAGUAAAGAAACUAAACAAAAUGUAGAUUUGAAAAAGAAUCAUAAGUUGGAAUGCCACCAUGACCCUGUGUUGAAAAGAUUUUCUUACCAUUGGUGGAUGUUUCUUGCACUUUCUGGAGUUAGCCUAGGUUGUAUGCUUGCUGUAAAAUGGGUCGGCCUAUUUACUGUUGCAUUUGUUGGAUGCUGGACUGUAAAAGAUCUGUGGGAUUUAUUAGGAAAUACCAAGGAGAUUUCAAUGAAGGAAUUUUCAAAACAUUUUUUCGCUCGAUCGAUUGGUCUAAUAAUAAUACCAAUAUGUAUUUAUGCUUCCAUUUUUGCAAUUCAUUACCAAGUACUCAAUGGGACUGGAAAACAAGAUUCUGUUCAUAGCUCUGAGUUUCAAAUGUGUUUGAAAGGAAAUCGUCUAAACAAUGCAUCAAUGCCUAUCCAUGUGGCCUAUGGAUCAGGAAUUACUCUUAAAUUUCACAAGUCAGAUGCAUCGGGUCUUCUGCAUUCUCAUAACUUAUCGUAUCCGAUUGAUGUUAUGCCAGACUCGCAACAACAGGUUACUGUAUACUUUUACAAAGAUCAAAAUAAUCUUUGGGAAGUUAUAAAACCAAAUGUGACAGAAGAGCAAGAAAUAAAUGAGACUGAUAUUCUUCAAGAUGGCGACAUUAUUCGACUGCGUCACAUCCCUACAAAACUUUAUCUUCAUAGUUUUGCAAGACCUUCACCUAUAUCAACUAAUAAACAGAUCGUAUCAUGUGCCAAUGGAACAAAUGUAGAAGAUAAGUUGAAUGAGUUGUGGAAAAUUGAUGUUGUCAAGACAACCGAUAUAACCACUGGAAAAAUCAGAGUCAUUCAAACGAAAUUCAGACUGAUUCAUGUCAAUUCCGGCUGUGCUUUACACAGUAGUUUCAAGAAAUUACCGGAUUGGGCAGCAAAUCAGUAUGAGGUUGUAUGUUCCCAUCUUCAUAGAGAUUUCCAAACUGCACUCUGGAAUGUUGAAAUACAUUAUCAUCGGCAUUUACAAAAAAGUACUUUGGCAUCCUGCCAGAUGACAUUUCUGGAACGAUUUGUGGAAUCUCAUUUAGUCAUGGCAUCAAGCAAUUCUCUCAUAAAGCCUACAGCUGGAGACAUAGCAUCAAGACCAUGGCAAUGGCCUUUGAAUUACAAGGGUCAAGUGUUCUCUUUCAUGGGUGAACAGGAUUUGAGAGUGUACCUCCUAGGAAAUCCUCUCAUCUACUCCCUCAAUCUCGUGGUAAUAAUUGUCUCCCCAGUUUUCUUCGCGAUUGUUCGUAUUGUGGAAUUGAGAGAGCUAAGCAGAGUAAAAGUAGCAAGUCUAAUCCCAAACCUUCCUAUAAUGAAGAGUGAUGUCAUGAGGUUAAAUUCCCAUCAUAUCUUUGCAUGUAAAUGGUAUUUAUUUGGCUGGUUUAUCCAUUACGUUCCAUUUUUCCUAAUGUCACGAGCACUUUAUUUUCAUCAUUAUUACGCAGCAUUUAUAUUUAGUUGCUGUUUGAGUGGUUGCUUUCUGGACUUGUGUUUUAAUAACUGUGCCAUGUCGAUUUCCAAGGUGUUCCGUGGUUGGAUCUUGCCAUCUACAGUACGUUUUGCCAUUCACCUUAUUUUUGGGAUUUUGUUGUUGGAGAGCUUCUAUCUUUAUUCGCCCUUGUGUUAUGGAAUGACUGGUCCCUUUUCAGAAGAGAAGCGCAGCAUGAUGUAUGGUCUUAAACUUUAUAAUCAUUGGGAAAUAUAAUAAUGAAUUGGAUAGCAUAAAAUGCUGUCAAAUUUGAGGGCAAAAAUGUACACAAUGAUCAUGUUAAAGUAGAAAAUCAUUAUUGCAUUUUAUAAACCCUUAAAGGGGAGUGCAUCUAUGCUGAAGUUAUACACAUUGUGUUAGUCCAUCAUUUUUCAUUGCCUACACUUUACUAAAUAUUUUUGAAUUAUGCUGCUAAGCUAGUCUUAUUCUUAUGCACUUAUACACGCUAAAAAUCGUACUAUGGCUAAAAGUACUUAUAUUACAACCAAUAUUGCAAUUAUAUCAGUGUUUUGGAAAUACAAUUGUCAAGCUUGAUUUAUCAGCAAUGUUGCUUGUGAACAACAUUGUAGAGUUGGCUGCUUUGUGCUUGUUCAAAAAUACAGUUGAAAAGUCAUAACAUUUAUUUAUCUAUAUCGCAAUUAUAUCUCUAUCAUAAAUUUUGAUGAAUGUGCAAAUCUUUAUCACUGCAUAUUUUAAUUGUACUAUGUGUAAAAGUUAUUGGUGCUUGCUUAG
Messenger RNA from Styela clava, 3121 nucleotides. NCBI's taxonomy places the organism in Eukaryota, Metazoa, Chordata, Ascidiacea, Stolidobranchia, Styelidae. The record is from RefSeq and is a predicted model, not a curated record.